Messenger RNA from Oppiella nova, 536 nucleotides. Lineage: Eukaryota; Metazoa; Arthropoda; Arachnida; Sarcoptiformes; Oppiidae. The record is from the annotation of a GenBank genome assembly.
UGGACCCAUUGUGUGAUAACUGCCGAAGACUAUACCCAAUGGUGUUUCGUCUGCUUCCACGUCGACUCCGACUCUUAGGCGUCCGGAGGAUAUCGACACCGGUUUUGGCCAUCAUUUUGGUGGUCGUCGUGAUUGUCGUCCUAAUCAGUGUCUUACCAUCACAUGACAUACAUUCCUCGGAGGCGGACACGAGCGACAGCCGCGGAUCCGCUCAGAGUUGGCGUCAGAGCCCUGUCGGCGCCAAUGAUGGCGAACAAGUGGUCAGACCUGACGUGAAGGAAGUGUCCAAUAAUUUGCCACAAUUUAGGGAUCAAAUGCUCGGCAACUUCGAGGACGCGGUGGUGGGCGGGGACGCCCACCCGGGCGGUGGUGGGGCCCGACCGGGAGAUAAUGGGCACAAGUAUCUGCUGGAAGGGGAGGGCAUCGACUGGAAUGAGGUGAACGCCAAGAAGAACGAGUACGGCAUGAAUAUCGUGGCCUCCGAUCACAUACCGAUGGACAGGUCGGUGCCGGACCUGAGGCACGACGAGUGCAAG